GAGAAGUGCAACAUCUCCGCUGCAGAGAUCCACAAGCGCGACGAGCAGAUCCGAGUCCUCUCCGAGCAGAAUCGCUCCCUCCUGGAUAUGUUGGAGGAGGAAGAGCGGACAGUGAAGGAGCGGCAGACCCAGGCCCAGGAGCUCAUGGUCACGCAGGAUCGUUUGCAGAAGAUCUCCGACGAGUACAACCUUGUCAAAGCGACAGGCCAGCAACAGCUUCUCGGAGCCUACAACGAGAUUGCCAAGUUCGAAGAGGAGCUGCGCAACGCGCAGUCCGAGACAGGGCAGCUCAAGGAGGCGGAGCGGAAUUUUAGCGCGCAGGCGAAAGCCGACAUCGAGGCUUUGGAAUCCAAGCUCAAGGAGUCCAAGGACCUGAAUGUCCAGUACCUUCAGCAGAUCCAGCACAACGAGGUCUAUGAGCAUCGCCUGGCAGAGGCGAUCAACAGACUUCGCGAGACACUGGACGAGCUAACGGUCCAGAAGAAAGGCAUUAAGAUGCAGUUAGACAUGGACUCGGACAACCGGGACAAGUGGAUGCAGAGUAAAGCCGAAGUGGAGAGGCGGAAGGACGGCCUCGAGAAGAUGGCAGACGCUCUGCGCCAGUCCCUGAGGGAUGCCGAGGAGCAGAACACCAAGAUGCAGGAAGAGAACAAAGCAGGCGCCGACAACUUCAGGCAGCUGGGCGAUAAGGUCUACGCUUUGAUGGACCAGCUGAGACAGCACCAGACCGACCUCAAGAAGACAGAGGCUGCUGGUGUCGAGAAGCAGAAAAAGAUCGGCUCUUUUGAAAAGCAAUCGCAGAACCUUCAGCAGCAGCUCCAGAUGGAGGUCGACGCCAAGCUGGCGGCAGAGGCUGAAGCCCGCAACGCGGCGCAGAUGCAGGCCCUAUUGCAGAAGAAGAACAAGAUGCUCGAGGAAGCACUCCAGCUCGCGCUCAAAGCGCAAGAGAAGGUGGAGAAGCGCCUCCUGGAGCUCCGAGAAAAGACAGAGGCGCUGCAGACGCAAAAUGACUACCUGGCAACGCGCAUCGACGGCAACGAGGAGGACAAAGGUGCCCUGAGGUACGACCUCCGAAGAACCGAAGAUGAGCUCCGCCAGGCCACAGCUGUCAACGGCCAGCUGCUUCAGAAGAGAGUCGAAGUCGAAGACCGAUUUAACGACGUCGAGGCUGAGAAGGUGGCUGUCAAAGCUGAGCUGGAUUACAUCAAGCGAGAGGACAUGUUGGAUGAGACCGGCAGGACGAAGCCGAUCCUCAUUGAGUCUGAGUCGAAGCUCAUCGAGCGACUUCAGAUCAACGAGUUCCUCUACAGCGCUCAGCAGGCUCGAAAUCCAGUGCCUAUGCUCGUGGAGAAGAUCACGCAUUUGCUGGAGAUGCUGCACACAACGCAAGUGCAGUCAGACAUGUAUCUCCAGGACCUGCAAAGAUCGAACUCCAUGCUCCAGGGUCUUCGCGAGAAGAACAAGAACCUUUACGAGAAGGUUCAGAUGUGCGAGACCUGGAAGAUGCGUGCUCUCCUGAAGAUCGCCUCAAACGAGUUCGAGAUGAGGAGCUCUGUGAAGGGGCACAAGUCCAGCAUCAAGGAGGGCAAUGCCUUGUACUUGGAUGGCCUGCAGUACUCCAACAAGGAGAUUGGUGAGCUGAAGAAGCUCAUCCAGAACUACAUGAAGGAAGAGAAUGUCAAGGAGAUCCGGCUGCAGGACAAUAACCUUGACAAGACUGCCGUGCCCCUCAUAUGUGAGCUGUUGGACCUGUGCCCAUACCUCACGAAGCUGGACAUGCGGAGGAACAGGCUCGACAACGAUGCCCUUGCAGACAUCCAGGGCUUCGUGGAACGCAUUCCUGGCGUCACCACGCUGGUGAAGGACCCGGUGACGGGUGACCUGCGAGCGCGAUCCGGCAAUCAGGUGCGGCUGGUGAUUCUCUUGGAGGACCAGAGCCCGCCUGACCCGGACAUGCCAGC
Molecule: messenger RNA, 1961 nt
Organism: Symbiodinium pilosum
Lineage: Eukaryota; Dinophyceae; Suessiales; Symbiodiniaceae
Source: the annotation of a GenBank genome assembly